AUGUGCAUUGAUUACCGCCAGUUGAAGAAGGUCACCAUCAAGAACAAGUACCCGUUGCCUCGUAUUGAUGAUAUGUUCGACCAACUGCAGGGAGCUAGGGUGUUCUCUAAGACUGACCUGAGGUCAGGGUAUCAUCAGCUGAAGAUUCGGGACUCGGAUGUUCCGAAGACUGCAUUCAGGACUAGAUAUGGCCAUUAUGAGUUUCUAGUGAUGUCCUUUGGCUUGACCAAUGCGCCAGCAACAUUUAUGGAUCUGAUGAAUAGGGUAUUCAGGCCUUAUAUUGAUUCCUUCGUCAUCGUCUUCAUUGACGACAUCUUGAUAUACUCGCGUAGCCUGGGAGAGCACGAGCAGCAUUUGAGAGUAGUGCUUCAGACCUUGCGAGAGCAACAGCUGUAUGCUAAGUUCUCCAAGUGUACUCCAGCAGCUCAGCCUGUUACGGUAGUUCCGCCGGGUGUUACAGCACAGAACGGUGAUGGAUCAACUAUGUCUUCUGCGGCUUUGUGGAGAGUGGAUAGGUUUACCAAGAUUUCCACCACUCACCAUGGUGGUGGUCGUGGCUCUCAUUUGCAGUUUUUCGAUCAGCUAGCCUAUAGUGCACCACUAGCUCCUAUCAUUGCACCUCCGCUCCAGAGUUUUCAGGGUGGUUACUCAGGCCGCCAGGGUUAG
Molecule: messenger RNA, 666 nt
Organism: Nicotiana attenuata
Lineage: Eukaryota; Viridiplantae; Streptophyta; Magnoliopsida; Solanales; Solanaceae
Product: RNA-directed DNA polymerase homolog
Exons: 3
Coding region: 1-666 (221 amino acids)
Source: RefSeq, a predicted model, not a curated record